UCUCGGAGGAGGUGCCCGACGCGUUUAGAUUUUUGGUGGAGUAGAGGGGACAAUGCAGGCAAGAGGCUCCAGCGUGACCCCAUAUACCAACGGACACUUUUGAUCCUUAUUUCACUGCUUGCCGGCUCGCCUCCAUAGACAACGCCAAAAUGCAGGCUCCCGUGGUGGUUAUGAACACCCAGACCCCGGGCGGGGAGCGGCAAUUCGGACGUAAAGCGCAGCUUUCCAACAUCACAGCGGCGAAAACAGUGGCAGAUAUAAUCCGGUCAUGUUUGGGUCCCAAAGCUAUGCUCAAGAUGCUGCUCGACCCCAUGGGCGGCAUCGUCCUUACCAAUGACGGCCACGCCAUCUUACGAGAGAUCGAGGUUGCACAUCCUGCAGCGAAGAGCAUGAUUGAGUUAAGCCGGACACAAGACGAGGAGGUUGGCGAUGGAACAACAACUGUCAUCAUAUUGGCCGGAGAGAUCCUCGCGCGUGCUCUUCCCCAACUUGAGCGUAACAUUCACCCCGUAGUAAUCAUCAAGGCUUUCAAAAAUGCCCUGGCCGAUGCCCUGUCCAUAAUCAACGAGAUCGCAAUAGACGUAGACAUCAACGACGACAAGGCAAUGUACCAACUCAUCAGCGCGUCAAUCGGCACAAAGUUCGUUUCCAGGUGGUCCGAAUUAAUGUGCAGUCUCGCACUCAAGGCUGUCCGAACAGUGUCGCUUGACAUCGGAAAUGGGAAGAAAGAGGUCGAUGUUAAGAGGUAUGCGCGUAUUGAGAAGAUUCCAGGAGGUGAGAUCGAGGAGUCUCAAGUGUUGGAUGGCGUAAUGUUGAACAAGGACAUCACCCAUCCGAGGAUGAGGCGUAGAAUCGAAAAUCCCAGGGUGAUGCUUCUGGACUGUCCAUUGGAGUACAAGAAGGGCGAGAGUCAGACGAACAUCGAAAUCAGCAAAGAGGAGGACUGGAACCGGAUAUUGCAGAUCGAGGAGGAACAAGUGAAGGCUAUGUGCGAUGCGAUUAUUGCUCUGGAGCCGGAUCUGGUUAUCACGGAAAAGGGUGUCAGUGAUCUCGCCCAGCAUUUCCUCGUCAAACACAACAUCACCGCUAUCCGAAGAGUUCGGAAGACAGACAACAACCGUAUUGCCCGUGCAACUGGCGCCACCAUUGUCAACUCCGUUUUCUCCGCAACUGCCUCUGAUAUCGGAACUCAGUGUGGCCUUUUCGAAAUCUCUAAGAUCGGCGACGAGUACUUCACAUUCCUUACCAAAUGUAAGGAUCCCAAGGCAUGCACGAUCCUGCUACGCGGUCCUUCAAAGGAUAUUUUGAAUGAGAUCGAGCGGAAUCUGCACGAUGCCAUGGGCGUUGCAAGGAACGUCAUCUGGAACCCCAAGCUGUGCCCUGGAGGUGGGGCAACGGAGAUGGCUAUCGCGGUGGGAUUGGAGAGGAGAGGCAAACUGAUCGAGGGCGUGGCACAGUGGCCAUACCGCGCCGUCGCAGAAGCUAUGGAGGUCAUCCCCCGCACUCUCAUCCAGAAUUCCGGAAACAGCCCUAUCAAGGUGCUUACCCAACUGAGGGCGAAACACGCGGAGGGUUUCCAGGAUGGAAAGCAAACCGGCAGUUCGUGGGGUAUUGACGGCGACCUGGGCAAGGUCGUCGACAUGAAGCAGUUUGGUGUUUGGGAGCCAAUAGCUGUCAAGGAGCAGAGUGUCAAGACGGCCGUGGAGAGCGCAUGUCUGCUAUUGAGGGUGGAUGAUAUUGUCGCUGCCAAGGCGGCGAAGCAAGCCUCAGGGCCUGUCGGGGGAGGCGAGGAGUAAACGGGUCCGUUCGUCGGCGAAAGCAAACACAAUGAAAUGAAUUGUCAUGGAUCAUGAG
Westerdykella ornata is the source of this 1854-nucleotide messenger RNA. Its product is annotated as t-complex protein-like protein 1 gamma subunit. Gene Ontology annotation, biological process: protein folding. Bases 150 to 1796 code for a protein of 548 amino acids. Gene Ontology annotation, molecular function: ATP hydrolysis activity; ATP-dependent protein folding chaperone; ATP binding. NCBI's taxonomy places the organism in Eukaryota, Fungi, Ascomycota, Dothideomycetes, Pleosporales, Sporormiaceae. The record is from RefSeq and is a predicted model, not a curated record. Gene Ontology annotation, cellular component: chaperonin-containing T-complex. The transcript has 4 exons.